AAAUGAGAAACUCAAGCGUAUCCAUUAAAACCUUAAGCCACACAUUGAACAAAAGAAUCAUAAUGGAAAAAUGGCUGCUUCCUCCUCCUCCUUCCUAGUCCCUUCUGCUUCUCCUCCCUCCUCCGCCCUUCUCCGGCGCUUCUUCCGCCCCUCUUUGCUUUCUUCUAAGAUCCUUCACCGUCUUCCCCGAGUUUUGAAUAGUUCCAGCAGGACUGAAGUAUCCGUUGAUAAAUCAGAAGCGGAUAAGCUUGUCGAUAAGAUUGACUUUGGGGAACUAUGCAAUGAGUUUGAGUGCACAAGUAGCCCCCAGGUCGAAUCCACUGCUCGACAACUUGCUCGCGACAUUCUUGAAAUCAGAGAAAGCAACCGCGCCUUUGCUUGCUACGCUGUUUCUGUUAAAUUUAAGGAUUCGGUCAGAAGUUUUACAGGUCGUGAGAAGUAUAAAAGACCAAUGUGGAUCACUAGUGGGUUAGAGAGUCCCACUGUGACGAUACAGGAGAUGGUGAUGUUAUCAACCAGCGUCUUGCGUAUUAGAUGGACAGUCAAAGGAAAACCCAAAUCUAUUCUUGGUGCUGUAAGUGGAGAUCUGGUCAUCAAAGUCAAAUCUGAAUUUACUCUUAACCAGAUCAGUGGCCAAGUGAUUGAGCAUGAAGAGUCUUGGGACUCAUCCUCAUCUUCCCCUAUUGCUCAAGCCUAUUUCUGGACAUCCCGCCGCCUCUUUGCUGCUUCUGAAUCCGCUAAAGACUUGGCCGAUGCCACCAAAGACAUAACCGCCACUUUCACAACUCGGAAAGAGGAUACAGAGAUAUAUCGUGAUCCAACCGAUCCUACUAAGUAUUUCCAAAGAGACGACAGCUUCGAAAGAGAUUUCUAUCAGGUUGCAUUGUUUCUUGCAAUUGUCUACUUUGUUGUACAGUUCUUGAGGAACACUCUCUAAUUGUCCCUCCUCUCUCUCUCAUUCCUAUAUAGCAUAUAGUGUAAGUGUCUAUACAUUGUAUUAUAUGAUCUGUAUAAAAACAGAACAAGAAAAUAGAGAUGUGUUUGUGUUGAGUAGAAUUGUUACGUUAUUCAUCUU
Molecule: messenger RNA, 1075 nt
Organism: Brassica oleracea var. oleracea
Lineage: Eukaryota; Viridiplantae; Streptophyta; Magnoliopsida; Brassicales; Brassicaceae
Exons: 5
Coding region: 71-937 (288 amino acids)
Cellular component (GO): chloroplast
Source: RefSeq, a predicted model, not a curated record